AUGGAUAAAUCGCUAAAUCAAACGGAGCCAGAGGAUUCGUCGUCUGCAAGUGAAAAAUCAGACUGUAACCGAAGUAUUAACAGAAGCGUGCGACUCGCCCAGAUAGAAAGAAGAAAAAACGAGGCCGAGGACCCGUUCGUUCUUGCGCUGAAAUACUUCUCAAGGGUUGAAGCAAGAACUCCUUUGAAAGGGAACGAUGAGGCAGAGAGGAACCUGGUGCUGGUGGAGCGAGUGGCAUACAGUAGAGGACUUAGCCCAGAAGCCAUAUCUGUUAUGUUGGAGUUUGCCAUGAGCCUCCGAAUGGGAUCUAGUCUAUGUGUCCGAGUACUGAAGUUUCUUAUCCCUGCCACUGUGGUGCCAGAGGAGGCUGUUGUUCGAGCUGUGGUUUGGCUUUGUGUUGGCAAAAUACCUACUGCCACACAGGUUCUUUUCAUAAAAUGGGUGCUGACCAUGUUUGACAUGAUCGAUGCUAAGGACCAACUUCGAGCCAUCUAUGGCUUCCUCUUCAGCCUUUUAGCUGAUGAAAAUCUGUGUCCUUAUGUUUGUCAUCUGUUAUACCUUUUGACCAGGAAGGAAAGUGUGCACCUGUAUAGAGUUAGGAAACUGCAGGAUCUACAGUCAAAACUGGGCAAGCAGCCAUUUCUUUUACACUUGCUGUCACUCUACAAAGUGUUUUGCCCUGAACUGGUGACGCUCUCCCUUCCAUCACGAAUGAGGGUUGGGUUCAGGAGCCACAAUCACCCAUGGAAGUCCGCAUUGCUAACUGUCCAGAAGAGGACCAAUGCCCUGGAGUCCUCAGCAGUCAACCUGACAACUGGGAUAAAAGCCAAGACCCAAUCUAGGAAAAGGAAACACUGCCACCUGGAACUGCCGGCGUUGAAUUGUGCGGUCCAAGCCCGGGUUCAGACCAACAGCUGCUUUAGAAGAAAGACCCUCUCUCUGGUGCAGUUCAACAACUUCUCUCAGCUGCUGGAAAAUGUCCAUCUUGUAGAGCUGCCUGCUCAGAUGGGCUCUCUGCUGGGCUCCAGUCUGGGGUUGCAGUACCUGGAUUGUGUACAGGAUGAAUCUGCCUUCCUACGGCUCAACUUCUGGCUUGGCCACGCUCUUCAAGAAGAGUUCUUAUUCUGUGGUGAUGGUGGGGUCUCUCAGAGUUCGGAAGAAGUUCUGCAACUUUUGGACCGGCUGCUAUGCACACAGCAUUUUCUACAGGAGGGUUUCUCCAGCAUAGAGGCUUUUUUGUACAAGUUCCUCAAUGUUUGGGAUGGCUCCCUCCUCCGCCCACAGAUACUAGGCCUGCUGAGCAACAUCCCUGUUGUUCCCACUCACUGUAUCAGUCGGCUUCUGUUUGAGCCCCUCAUGCAGCUGUUCUUCACAUCCACACUGUUUUUCAAGUCUGGUCUUAUAGACUGCAUGAACACCAUGCUGUUGAAGUGGUUGACCUGGCAUUCAGUAUAUGCCUUAGAUGACGGCCUGGAUAUAAGCCUGAAUACCCACACCUCCAUAAACAUGACUCUGUCAGGGUUCAAGGAUUCUGUGAUGGAGCUGGUACAUUUUGUUGGCCGCCUGGCCACAGUGGGCCUACAGCUUGAGGGAUGCCACUCCUUACUCCUCAACUUUAUCCUGGACUUCUAUGAGACGGUGUGUGACAUGUUUCUGAAAUAUGGGCUCCCCCUAGUGGUGAUGCCCCCAGCUGGUGUUUUCUACCCGGCUCUCUUUGCCACUGACCCCAUCAGUGUGGACAGACUGGCCUACAUCAUGCACAGGUACAAGAUGAACUUAAUAUCAGCCAAGAGUCAAGAAAAACAGACAAAGGCCUUUCACAUCAGCCCACAGAUAUAUCGUGAGUUCAACCACUACCUGGUUGUCAUGGUCAACUGCCUUUGGAAUUCCAAGAUGUUCAAGCCGGGAAUGCCCACUGAGCUGACAGAAGAGCUGUUAAACAAGUGCAAAGUACCACAUUACCGGGCCAGCUUCAACUUCAUUUACCACCCGGCUUUUUUAAGCUAUGCUGUUGACUUUUACCACAAGUGUUGGCCAGAGAGCAGCAACGUGGAACUCACUUCCUUAAAGUAUCCUAAGAUAUGGGGCUGGUAUCUGGAUUAUCUGGUCUCCCAAGGCUUUGAAGGCCUUCAACAGUUCAUCCAACAUAAUGUCAAUCAGUGA
Messenger RNA from Lampris incognitus (smalleye Pacific opah), 2163 nucleotides. RefSeq names its product centromere protein I (gene cenpi). The record is from RefSeq and is a predicted model, not a curated record. The transcript is spliced from 20 exons. Lineage: Eukaryota; Metazoa; Chordata; Actinopteri; Lampriformes; Lampridae. Bases 1 to 2163 code for a protein of 720 amino acids. Gene Ontology annotation, cellular component: kinetochore.